GGCAGAAAAUCCUCCUCCCGCACUGCGAUUGAAGAUUGCCGCCUUUGUAGCAGCUAAAAUGGCGAGUAGAUACACUCACGCUGUUGUUUGUCGGGUUCCUUCAAGUAUCACGAAGUCGGCCAGUGAAAAUGCCAAUGAGGGUGAGCUCGACAUUACCAAGGCGAGAGAGGAACACGAGUUGUUCGUGGCAACGCUUCGCAAGUUGGGCGUGGACGUGAUCGAACUGCCACAAGAUGAGACCCUUCCCGAUUCCUGUUUUGUUGAGGAUACAGCUGUUGUCAUUAACGGCACUGCUCUCCUCACGAAACCCGGCAAAGCGGAACGCAGGAAAGAGGUGGAAAUUAUUAGAUCCACCCUGAAGAAAGAGCUGCCAGAGUUGCAAAUCAUUGAGAUCGAUGAUGAGAAGGCUACACUUGAUGGUGCCGAUGUCUUGUUCACAGGCAAAGAGAUAUUUGUGGGGCUCUCGAAGCACACGAACGGCAAUGGCGCGAUCGCCGUCGCCAACACAUUCCCAGAAUUCCCGACCUCGCCCGUGCGAGUGACGGGCGUUCCACAUCUGAAGAGCGUCAUGUGCAUGGUCGCACCGAGCGUUCUCGCUGUGGCCAGCUCGCAGGAAGGCAAGGACAUACUUCACAGGGUGGAAGGAAAGGCUGAGUUUACAUACCAGGUGAUGAUGAUACCAGAUACUAAGGCUGUCAACUGCAUCUAUGUGAAUGGAUCCGUGGUGCAUCGGUCAGACAUCCCCAGCGGUAACAAGGUGUUUGAGAGUAAAUUGGGAGAGCUGCCGCGAUGUCCGCUAAGUCUCUCUCAGCUAGAAAAAGCCGGUGGGACCCUCUCGUCUUGUGCGUUGCUGAUUAACAAGGAAGACUGUUGUUGCAUUCAGCAAAAUGGGAAGUUAGAUGUAGGCGAGAAGAAAUAGCAAGCAACCUCCCGUGUCACCAGAAUCUCCACCAGAGGGCGUGGUUGUGUUGUAUUGCAUCUGUAUGAACUCAACUGCCGUGCAUGUUACGUUUCAGACCAAAGACGUAGAUAAUAAUUUAGUAUUGUAGGUUAUUAUCUACGUCUAUGAUUGAUCCAGACCACCUGUCUGAAUGACAUAACGUCUCGGUUGUCCAAUGGCAAAACAUUCCGAUGCUAUUCAGUUGAGAUUGAUCCUUUAGUAACUGGUUUGGCUAGCAUACUUUGCCAGUAUCCCCCCCCCUCCCCAAAGUUGGUUAUUACCAACCUAUUUACCCGUGCUAGCAAGCUACUAAUCAAUCAAUGCAACGAGGACAAAAUUCACUUUCAAAUUCGCUUUCUGCUCGGGCUUGAGCUGCCAAAGUAGGUCUGAUUAGUAUAUGCAUGACUUGCAUUAAUUAUCGUGUACUCACAUUUUUUAGACUGUCCAAGUUAACACGAGUCUAUUAGGUUGUUAUAGUAUCGGAAUUGUCUACGUAAAGACGUUGAGAAGAUGACAGAAGUCGAUAAUUUUUCGCAAUUCAUUCCAUCAUGUUCAAGAACAUGCUAUUGUAGUGAUAUAAAAUUUUGAACACAGUUCCAAAAUUAUAGAAGUAGGGUCGUUAUGAGUGCUAAUUGCUAUGUCAAAUUCUAUCACAUGGUAUUAUGUAUGAUACGGCCUAGUCCAGACAGUUAUAACCGUCAGUACACGUGUUUAUGAAUGAUGUACCACCUCGGUAUCCCCGUUGCAUGUUUAUUGGUCUGUUGUAUGUUAGUUUGAGAAUUUUUCUCAUGAAUAUGCGUUGGUGUAAUGUAUGCUCUGCCUUUAGACCAAAAAUAGUUUACCUUAGGUCACUGGUUGCUUGCCAUGUUUACGGAUUCACAACACAGCAGGCUGUAAUUUAACCACGGUUAUUCAUAAAAUAAAAUGAUCGUAUGGUUUUAUUUCUAUUUAGCAAAAUGCACUGCAUAUCUUUGCUGCAUGUGUGAGGAGUUGGUUAAUAGAGGGCGCAUGUGCGUGUGAGCUUGUAUGCCCUGUCCAUAGGGCCCUGUCACUAUUCAUAAGGGCCAUAAGGAAACGUGUACAUUUGUCAGUUUGCCCUGUAAACGUGAUUGAUUGUGCUGGUUAAUGAGAAAAAGGGCAUAAUCUGGCGAGAAAUGUAAGAAUCCAACUGAGGCUUAGCCUGAGCCGUCGACUGCUUGAAGAUUUGUCAAUGCCGUAGAGAAGAAAUGUCGUUGAUUGGCUAGCAAUCACACGUGACAGUAGCUGACUGUUACGUAUUCACGAGUUGUGUUCAAUUGCCAUGUAAUUCGUUCUUGAAGGACAUCUUAGAUAAAUGUCUUCCUCUUACUCUGUGUAGUGUCUGGAAGCAAGCUGUGUCACCAUCACGUAUGUGACAAAUUCUCAAAAAUAUUUAGUUACAAUUCAGUGAUUAGUAGUUGUGUUGUGUGACUGGAGAGUACCAUGCACAGUGUGACGUGCCUCUUGCAUUUUUAGAUUGCAAUUUAAGAAAAAGGUUACGACGUUGCCUAUUUACCAAUAAUUUUUAUUGUAAACGAGCAUAAUUAGUCACGUGUGUUAAAAUCGAAGAUGGCAUUUUAGCUAACAUUGCUGUUUUAUUGGUUGUGAAAUACUGUCAUACUUUUUAACACUAGAGUUAUCCAGAUCUUUUUUUAUUGACAAGUGCUGCUAAGCACUACACAUGGUUACGUAGAUAGCAGGAGGUGAGUGGUGGAAUCUGCGGAGGCAGACAUGAAAUCGUCAAGAGUCAAUGCUGGAAAGCGUAAAUGUUUGAAAGAUAAUUUGGAAUUGUUACCCAAAUGUCCUUACUUUUACACCUUACUAAGAAUUGUGUAGUUUUGUGAAGACCAGGAUAAGUAGCUACCAACUCAAAUCAGAGGGGUUAGUAACACUUUGAGUUAGGGUGAUUGAGUCUGUGUCAGCGAGAAUUAUUGGUAAUUGUUUCUAGCAUUUCUGUAAUCAGUAAGUUGUACUAUGAACGUAUUCAUACAUCUCUUAGAUAUAUCGCAUCAACUGAUUGUAUAAAUAUGUUCCCGGUGGUACCAAAAGAAAUGCUGAGAGAAUUUACACCCUAUGUGAAUCUCGGGUUUUAUUUUCCAGUGUGAGAAAAGUUGUUGGCCAGCCGUUAUGGUAUUGUUACGUAGUGUGUCUGCGACUACACGGUGUGUUAAUGGUUGGAGAACAUAGUGAAUCGAUGGUCUUCCAGUGGUAUCGCUAAUACAUUCAACGAGGGCAUUACUAUCUUUGAUUUAUCUUGUGCUACUGAUUUCCUUUAAAAAAAAAUUAUUAUAGUGGUCACUUUAACAACUUGUAGGUUUGCUACUUGAUUUGCACGUACAUACUAUUUCAGCACUCAUUCGAGUUGUGGUAGUAACUACGGUACCGAUUGCGUUCAUAUAUUGCUAGGUAGCUUUUUACAAACGUCCAAAACUCUCAGCAGAAGUGCGGACUAGUAUGAAAGUUAUUGAUUCUCUUGCUGGUUGUAUAUUUGGUAACGUACGCGUAUAAUGAAUGGGGGAAAUUUUCACAAAUGCGAUAAUCAAAAAACGUUUCCGACGGCUAUCUUCUCCGUUUCAAUUGUUAGUCUCGGGUGUCAUAAAUAUUGAGUAUUAUUGAAUUAAACUUAAAUGUUGACUGCUUAUUAUUGCCUUGUCAAAGUAGAUAUGGUUUUACUAAAUACAAAUUCUAGUCGGAGGGAAAUAUUUUACCAAGGUUUAUAACAGCAAAAACUAUUAUUAUUGUUUAUAUAGAAUGUUGCUACCUUCUGACCUUUUAUGUGUCAUAUAUUUGUAGUUGCAUAAUAUGCAUAUGCUAUAGAUUUAAUAAGAGAUAAUGUCAGCCUCACUA
Messenger RNA from Priapulus caudatus, 3805 nucleotides. Its product is annotated as N(G),N(G)-dimethylarginine dimethylaminohydrolase 1-like. Lineage: Eukaryota; Metazoa; Priapulida; Priapulimorpha; Priapulimorphida; Priapulidae. Gene Ontology annotation, molecular function: amino acid binding; dimethylargininase activity. Gene Ontology annotation, biological process: positive regulation of nitric oxide biosynthetic process; arginine metabolic process. The transcript is spliced from 6 exons. The record is from RefSeq and is a predicted model, not a curated record. The coding region runs from base 59 to 919 and encodes 286 amino acids.